CAACCUGCAACGGUGCAAACAUUGUAAGCCCUAGCAAAUAAGCAAGGGUGUUCAGGAAAAAAGGAAGUCGUAAAGUGGCUUUUAAAGUGCAAGUCUCUUUUAUGACUUAAUUAGUGGACUAAUUCCCCUUGCUUGAAAACACGAAAACUGAGGCUACAAUGACUUGGAAUAUUUUCCACAUAGAUGACUGUGACUCUUUAUGCACCAUCAUACUUCUGUAGAAGAUGCAUAUGGUUAAAGACUUGUGUUCUGUGUUCAGAAGCCUCUCAAAGGCUGGAUAUAAUGCCUCGCAAACGAAGAAGAUGCCAAUCAUCUGUCUGUAACAUGGGAUCAGAAAUUGUGGAACCAGAUAAUGCCAUCUCAACUGACGUGCUUCUGUCUUCAGAUCCUUGUACUUCUCCAAAUGUAGUUUCCUCAAAUUUGGUAGAUCUUAAACGGCUAACUUUCUUCCCUUUCAAUAGUUUACCAGCAGACUGCCAGCUUCACAUUUUCUCCUUUCUCUCAGAAGUGGAGAAAUGCAGGGCAGCACUAGUUUGCCAAAGCUGGAGUGUGCUGAUGCGCACACCUAGGCUUUGGCGAGUUGCUGACUUUGUGCGUUUAGGGGCUUUCCAUUCUGGCAUAGAUGAGGUCCUUGUGUCAACCCGGGAGUUUGAGAGGUGGAAGGAGUGGGUUUACCAAUAUGCUUAUCAUCUUACCUCACGUAGUGCUAGUCUUAUGGUACUUCAUGCUAGUUUUGACCUCAGUGACCAAAAGAGCAAGUGGAAAGACUUCCUUUUACAUUUUUUAGAGGGUAUUCACUGUAAUGACUUAGAGGUACUAGAUCUCAACUGGACCCUAACCUACUUGGAACCCAUUGAUUUUGGACCACAGGCCAGUAUGACAGGAGCAAGUUUAGUCAAAAUGGAGCAAAUGAAGAGCUUCCAGGUCUUACUGGAGAAGCUGACCCGAAGCUCACCAAAACUCACUAAAAUGAAGCUGCCGUUUGAUUGGUCCCAGCGUUCUGUGACCUUGCUGAGCCACUUUAAACAACUGUCUACUCUGGAGCUAAAGUACUUUUGGGUUUUUAAAGGUGUCUGUCCUAGCAUCAUGCGAGAGUUGACAAAUUCUUUGCCAAAUCUCAAGAACUUGACCCUUCAUGUUCUUGUGCCUGUUCGGGACCUGGGUAUCUCAUAUGCACUGGAAUCUAGAUCUUUGGAAUUUUUAGAUGUCUCACAGAGCCAUGGUUUAGUGUUUGGGUACCUCCAUCUGCCUUCAUUGAAAGAAUUAAGGAUAAAAAAGGCGGUCAGAGGCAUAAUCCUCAACCGCAGGACUCGAUUAGCACUUCAGAGCAAGUGGACAUGUUUGUACGAUUUACUGAAAAAGGGUACUCCAAACUUGCAGUUAAUAAAUGGAGAAAAACUUCUUCCUCAGUGGCGAGAGUUUGGAUACCAUGAACUGCAUGCAAUUUUGUUGCAGUCGUGUUACUGUCUAAAGCAUUCGGACACAUGGUUACUCUGAAAAGCUUCGGAGUUUCAAAGUUUGGGAAAGCUAUUUGGUUUAACAAAUGUGUAGUGAAAGCUUCUGAAGCAGUCUUGCUAACACUGCUAUUAAAAGAAUGCAUAGGGUUCAGUCUAAGCAUAUCUCACAGAUAAGCUGUUAUAUAGGAAAGACCUUUUCCCCUAGUCUGCUACAGAACAAUUUAAGAGUCUGUAGUGGGUUAAUUUCCAAAGAUGCUACUAGUUUUUGUUCAGUAGGAUACAGUAACCUUAGAAUGUCCUGCAUUCUGGCCAUGCAACAGCGAACUUAAAUAUAGUCAUCUAGAGUACAUUGUAAAAGUUGUGCUAUUCUGAUUAGGGAGCUUAUCUUUUCACUAUGGUUAUUGUUCAGUUAUGAAAGUGAAAUGGAGUACUCUGUUUUGGUUAGAAAGUUUCCAGAGUUAAUGUAGUUAAAUUGAUAUAGACCAUUAACCAUUUCCCCAUUUCUGAUGCAUGUAUGUAAGAAAUUUCUGCUUACAUUGCCUUUUUUCAAAAAAAAAUAUAUAUAAAUGAAAAUCAUAUGUGCAGUAUUGCAAAAACUGGUAGCCAAAAUAAAUAGUUUCUUUUGCGGGGUGGAGGGAGUGGAAGUAGAAUAAAAAUAUUCACAUUAAUUUCAGUUCAUUAGGUUUUGAGGAAUGAGUAAACAGAAAGGUAAAAUAUUGAUUGCACUUGAUGUCACAUCCUCUGAAAUGUUUUGAUAUUUUUGUAUUGCAUAACUUAUUUUUCUUCUAAUUAUGAAGAUGAACUCUUUGAAUAAAAUGAGUGUGAUCAAAAGAAAGGAGCUGGAUGUUGAGAGCAAGUUAUGUCCACCUUGCUCGUGGUGCUCAGGUUUUCACUAGGGUCACACUGUGUCUGACCAUUGUUUGACUUGCAGUCCCGCAGGGAGGAGUCAGUAGCUGAGUAAGUAGAAGGGAGCAGCAGAAGCCGUCUUGCCUAUCUUCUUUGGAGGGAAUCCCUUCUAUGGAUCUACUGCUCUACGCCUGGUAAUUAAUUUCACAACAAAGGGAGAUUGACACCCUGCCCCUGUGGUGCAUAGUGCUAAAGCCCCGACUCCUGUUUGGCGAGCAGCAUGAGCUGGGAAGGGAAUGGGCAGAGAGGAUGGUGAUAAGUGGUCAACAUCAGCUCACCCAGUCAGGGGGGCAGCUCAUCUCACUGCAUUGGUGACACCUGCUAGAGAGCUAGUGAAUCAGCUGCAGCAAGAAGCCUGGUUUGUUUACACUGUGUAACUGUGUGCUGCUUAGCUGGGAUGUUGCUCAUGUGACGUGACAUGCAUGCAUUUGCUGAAAGCAGCAGUUGUGGAGUACACAGGCUGACACAGUGAUGUGGACAGGACAGUCUGCAGGGUCGGUAGACAGGCCCACAUCACACUAACACAAAACUCAAAGACUUGCAUCUUCUGGGUAAUGAAUGAGCUUGGAGGACUCAGUCCCCAACAGAGGAUCAGAUAGGUCAGUUGAGUAGAAGGAGGAGGAGUCAUUGAGCUGAUCUGUGGAAUCCAAAAAUAAAAAAGUAAAAAGAAUCUGAUGAUUGAAAGGCCCAAACAGAUGGAGAUGGUAGUAUAGGUGCGUAUUGAAGUAUCCAUGUGACAUGUAAAUGUACAGUGUGUUGCUUUCUUUUGCACAUCUUGUGGUAGUGGCAGAGAGCAAGGGCAUGUGGAAAAUCUCAAAGCGCACCUUAAAGGAUCAUAGGAGGUUACUAGGCUAAUGGCCCUGGGGCCCUUACAAGCCUAGCCAAGAGUGUAUCCCCAAAAAGAAACCUCAGUCAGUACCUGUCGCCCCGUCAAUGAGGGACGCAGGUGAAACCCCCUGUUAAAAAUUUGUCAUUUCACAUCCACUCUUCAAGGUUGCGUUUGAAGAGGGUCAGCGAGGUACUCUGUUUGACAUGUAUGGGAAGUUUAUUCCAGAGACAAACCUCUCUCUCCAUCAGUUUUGUUGAUGUCGCAUAUAUGAUUCAGGCCUUUCAAGCAUGUAAUGCACGAGGCGUUAGACUUACAGAUAUGGAGCAUCUCUGGUAGGGCAGGGUCCACGAUUGCCUUGUAGGCGAGAGACAGAUUACCUCUGAGCAAUCUGUACGAUACCG
Messenger RNA from Protopterus annectens (West African lungfish), 3593 nucleotides. RefSeq lists its product as uncharacterized. Gene Ontology annotation, cellular component: SCF ubiquitin ligase complex. The record is from RefSeq and is a predicted model, not a curated record. Bases 184 to 1497 code for a protein of 437 amino acids. Gene Ontology annotation, biological process: protein polyubiquitination; SCF-dependent proteasomal ubiquitin-dependent protein catabolic process. The transcript has 2 exons. Gene Ontology annotation, molecular function: protein binding. NCBI's taxonomy places the organism in Eukaryota, Metazoa, Chordata, Ceratodontiformes, Protopteridae.